AUGUUCCGCUUCAUGAGGGACGGAGAGCCUGAGGAUCCCAUGUUCCUCAUGGACCCUUUCGCUAUUCAUCAACAACUUCUGAGUCGGAUGUUUUCAGGAGACUUUGACUACAGCCCUUUCCUUAGCGUCACAGAUGGGAGCGUACCAGGGGCUGGACCUGCUAGUCGAAGGAUGCAGACUGGAGCUGUCUCACCCUUUGGGAUGCUGGGAAUGACCGGUGGCUUCAUGGACGCCUUUGGGAUGAUGAACGGUAUGAUCGGGAACAUGGAGCACGUGACAACUGGAGCCAACGGUCAGACCUUUUCAUCUUCCACGGUCAUCUCUUACUCCAGCCUGGGUGACGGCGCUCCCAAAAUCUACCAAGAAACAUCUGAGAUGCGCUCAGCACCAGGUGGCAUCCGGGAGACAAGGAGGACAGUGAGGGACUCUGAGAGCGGGCUAGAGCAGAUGUCGGUUGGGCAUCACAUCCGAGACAGGGCACGCAUCCUCCAGCGUUCCCGGAAUCACCGAACUGGAGACCAGGAAGAACGGCGCGACUACAUCAAUUUGGAUGAGAGUGAUGCUGAAGCAUUUGACAAUGAAUGGAGGAGAGAGACAUCCCGAUACCGGCCACAGAGCCCCACGGAAUUUCCUCGGCAUGAGGCUACUGGGGCGGAUGGGGGUAGAAGGGCUGAGGGACCCCUUGGGCUGGAUAUACAGGGCCCUGAGGAUUCCCCCUCCCGACAAUCACGACGCUAUGACUGGUGA
Messenger RNA from Trichosurus vulpecula (common brushtail), 747 nucleotides. Its product is annotated as myeloid leukemia factor 2-like. NCBI's taxonomy places the organism in Eukaryota, Metazoa, Chordata, Mammalia, Diprotodontia, Phalangeridae. Gene Ontology annotation, biological process: regulation of DNA-templated transcription. The record is from RefSeq and is a predicted model, not a curated record. Gene Ontology annotation, cellular component: nucleus; cytoplasm. The transcript has a single exon. The coding region runs from base 1 to 747 and encodes 248 amino acids.